Messenger RNA from Ascoidea rubescens DSM 1968, 2271 nucleotides. RefSeq lists its product as uncharacterized. The record is from RefSeq and is a predicted model, not a curated record. The transcript has a single exon. Bases 173 to 2197 code for a protein of 674 amino acids. NCBI's taxonomy places the organism in Eukaryota, Fungi, Ascomycota, Saccharomycetes, Ascoideales, Ascoideaceae.
CUGUGUUUCAGUUUAUACACUGGUGAUACUCGCUGAAUAUGAUGUAUCAAGGAAUUGAAUACAACGUUUUGAAAGAAAUGUCUGUUUCUCAGAUACCAAUAAAUAUACUCAGCAUGUCUUGCUUUUUAAUAUCACUCAAUGUUCUUCAAAGCUACUCGUCUUUCUUUAUAAUAUGAUCAUAUCUUCAAUAACAACCUCUGAGAACAGAAUACACUAUCCAACUCCAUAUCUAUGCUUGAGAUCACGACUAACUCAUUCUAUUAUCAAUUUCAAAUCUCUAUUGUUGAUAUUUCUUCUAAUCAACCUACAACUCUACCACUUAUUGUUCAGUAACCUAUUGUUUAUCUCAACAAAUAAUGGUGGUAAUGCUAUUGAUAUUGCUAACAGUGAUGAUGAAUUCAUAGAUAUACUAUAUUAUAGUGUCAAAUCUUCUUUUAUCAAUGGUUUAAACGAAUCAAGUUUGCUAAUAGAUACCUAUCUAGAUAGUUCAAUUACCAUUUAUAACUCCAUAAAUGAAUCUAUCUCAAUUUUGAACAAAACUUCAUAUAUAAAUUCAACUUAUAAUUUAUCUUCAGUGAUUAAUAAAUACAUUGAUCAAUUCAUUGAUUAUCUUGAUGAAAAUGAUUUAAAUACAUUUGAUAAUUCAUCAAUCGUAUUAUUUAAUAGCUCAAAUUUGGACUCUAUCAAUAAUUAUAAUUCAAGUAUUUUUAGUGAUUUAGUCUCUCAAAGUUCAGCUUUAAACCAAUCUUUGACAACAGUUAAAACUUCAAUGAUUUCAUUUGACAAUAGCAUAACAAAUUUGAUGAAGAAUUUGCUAAAUAAUGAUGAAGGGUUGAUUUCAUUUGGUGAUUUAUUAACAUCAUCAAAAUCAGAUUACUUGAAUUCAGCUAACACUAAUAUAGAUAUCUUGCUUGAAAAUCAAGUUCUUUUAUUCGAUAAUCUUUAUAAUGAUUUAACAAAUACAACUUUUAAAAUAUUGAAUGAUCUAGGUGAUUGUUUUAACAAUAGUUUAAAUAAUAAUAUCAAUGAACAGGUCAAUGACUCAUUUCAAGAUUAUCGCAAUAAUAUUUUUAACCGAAUUGAAUUCAAUAUUUUUAAUACAAAUUAUAUUAAAUUGAAUUAUAUUAAAAAGAAUUUGCAUAUCCCUUUAUUUUUAAAUAAAUUAAAUUCAUCGUUUAUAGAUGUAUUUGAUUCUUAUCAAAAUAACUUGACAACUAUACUUUCUUCAAAAGAUGUUGAAAUUACAAAUAAUGUUGAUAAAAUUGAUAAAAUUAAAUCAAAAUUUAAAAUUAAAUUUAUUGUUUUUUAUACAUUGAUAAUAUUCUUGAUGAUUUUAUUUAUAAUUAUAGAUCUUGUUUAUCAAUGGUUUAAAUUUAGAUUUGAACAGAAUAAUGCUAACCAAAUCAUAAAUAUUUACAGCGAUAUCACUAAUGAUAAUAAAAUGAAAAUCGACUCAUUGGUACCGAUUUUUUUUAUCAUAAAUCCCGAAACUGAUUUUGUUUUGAAAAGAUUAAUUAAAAUUAUUGAGAUUUUGCCAUAUGGUAAAUUUGAAAGUUUUCAAAGAAAAUUUUUUGGUUAUAAACUCAAUUUGAUUUUAAUUUAUGCAAAUUGGUUAAUCAAUUAUUUUAUUGGAAUUAGUUCAAAUUUUUUAAAAUUGAAUUUCGUUUUAAUAAUUUUAUUAAUUAAUUUUUCAUGUUUAAACCAUCUAGUUAAAUAUUCCAAAAGCCUUAGUUUCAACAAUGCAAAUAAUAAUUAUAAUCAAAAUGAAUUGAUCGAAAUUAAUAUAAAUUUCAUUGAUGAAGUAACACUGUCCAUUCAUAAGCAAAUAAAUGAAAAUGAAAUCAUAAGCAUAGAUUCAAAAUUGACUGGAUUAUUAGUAUCAAAUUUCAAUUUAACCUUUGGAAACAUUAAAGAUAAUUUAAAUUAUCUAAUUAAUACUAUUAUUAAUAACAAUAAAAUCACUUAUUCAAUAAAUUAUCAACUACUUGAAUUAUUUGAGAAUUUUAAAUCAAAUUUAGCUGCAGUCUUAAUCAUUUUGCUUUCUAUGAUUUUAGCCUAUCUUUUCGGUUCAAUUUUAUUUGCAGUUUCAAGAAUUAAAUUAAAACCAAGUUAUUGGAAAAGCAAAAACGUAAAUAAUGAAGAAAAUGCUGAAAAUAUCGAGGAGAACAAUAAAAGAGGUUUAGAUUUUGAUGAGUAAAAUAUAAAAAAAAAAAGUAUGCAUGUAUAUACCAUACAUGCAUUGAUAUUGCAUAUCAGUUUUUAAGCUCAAUA